AUGGGAUACGAUCGGGGAUACGACGACCGGGAUCGAUCUUAUGAUCGACGAGAUCGUGAUCGUGGAUACGAUCGCGACCGGGACCGAGGCGGCUAUGACCGCGAUCGAGACAGAGGAGGUUACGACAGGGACCGCGACCGGGAUCAUCGCGGGGGUGGUCGCGACUACGAUCGUCGAGAUCACGGAGACAGCCGAGGAUAUGGUGACCGACGUGGUGGUGGCGGACGAGGAGGACCUCGUGGUGGUCGAGGCGAACGCGGUGGUCGUGGCGGGCGCGGAGGUCGCGGCAAGGGCCCAGACAAGGCUCAAGAACGAGAGGAGCGCCUCCAGAACAUCAAGCGCGAAGCAUACACUGGUGAUGGUCAGGUCGAGUAUGCCAAGGCUGAUCUUGCUCGCAAGUUUGACGCGCUCAACUUGAAGGCCAAUAUUGCUAAGUUUUCCGAAACCGAAGAGGACCGCAAGCAACAUAAAAUGGCCAGAGAGAUCGCGAAAACCACUGCGGAUAUUCCAGUGGCCAGGAUGAAUGGAGAGCUCACCCGUGGAAAACUGAUCUCGCUGAAGACGAACAACUAUCUCCUGGACUUCAAGAACGACAAGGGCGCAGUCUUCUACAUCUACCAUUUCAACGCAAAAGUCGCUGCUUCUGCCAAGAAAGGUCCAAGCCGAGGGCCUGCUCCAGACGUGAAGAAGGAGAACAAGCGGAAAAUCGUCAACACUCUGUCCCAGAUUUUCGGAGUCAAGUUCGCGUUUGAUGGGGACAAGAUGCUGAUUUCUCCACGGGAGCUUCGAGGCUUCCGCGAAAUAGACGAUCGCAAUGGAAGCGUCUACGAAGAUCGCCACAAUGGAGUUGGUUUCCGCGUCACUUACCCAACUGGCGACAAGGAGGAAACAGCGGAAGGAACUCUCGAAGAAUGCGAACAAAGAGUCGAGAUGAGAGCUCUUUUCGAUUUCAUGGAGGGCGGAGGAGAACAUCCUGCCGAAGUGAUCCAGGCGAUCGAAAUCAUUCUUCGAACUAACCCCGCUUUUCAUGCAGCCGCCAUCUCAAAGGGCCGGGCUGCUUUCUGUCAAAUCGCGAACAAGGAUGCUGAUCGUCGAAUCAUCCCUCGCGGCCGGGAAGUCUGGCACGGAAUUCAUCAGAGUGCCAAGAUCUCCAACUGGAAAGGCAUCGGCACCAAAGUCACUCUUAAUCUCGACUUGGCCUAUGGAAUGUUCAUGCAGCACAAGCCGAUUGCUGACAUUCUCCGUGAUUCGUACGACCCGGAGAACUCCCAGGAACUCGCUGAUUCCCUUAAACACCUCCACAUCGAAGUGCGAGGAGAGGACGGAAAAAUUUACAAGUUCGACGGGUUUGGUCCAAUUUGCCGAGAAACCCGGCUUGGAGAUGAAUAUUCCCGCUAUAAUCCAAAUGGCAACUUCCCUGUUGUCGUUACAACUGCGAAAGCCGGUGGCGGCGGUCGUGGUCGAGGGCGUGGCGGUGGAAGAGGCCGUGGUCGGGGCGGCGGAAAGAAGAUGUUCCCUGCCGACAUGUGCCGCGUCCUCGCGGGGCAAAAACCUAAGGUCAUCUCUGCAGAUGACAAAGCUCAGCUCAUCCGAGCUUCGGCAGAAGCUGCGCCAGUCCGACAAGCGAAGAUUCAAGAGAUCGUCGAGACAAAAGAGCUUUUCGAUGACCAAAUGCUUGCAGACUUUGGCAUACGAAUCAACAAAGAAGCGAUGGGCGCUGAAGGUCGAGUCCUCGAUAUGCCGGCUAUCACUGCCAACGCUGGCCAACAAGUGGACGUUGAAAAAUCCAAGGGCGAAGGAAACGGCACCUGGAAUGUCAACACCUUCAACAAGGCCGCCGUGGUGCCGAUGUGGGGACGAAUCUGCAUCGGAAACCAGAUUCGAGAUCGACAGACCUGGGACAGCUUCUGCAGAAUGUUCGUAGAAGUCGGGAGAAAACUGGGCGUGGAAAUCAAGUCUGAGCCAGUCCUCGACAUCAAACUUGACUCGGGCUUUGACUUCGAUCGAAUCGUCUCCGAGUACGCUGAUAAGGGCAGAUCGCUCAACGAACUCCCAUUCGUGCUCGUCUGCGUCCCUGAUUCUGGCCAUGACUACGAAGUCGUCAAAUCCAUCGCCGAGCUUAACAAUGGCAUUCUGACUCAAAUGGUCAAGUCGAAAAAUGUGAUGCGGCCAGACGAAGCGAUGCUCAAAAACCUCUGGUACAAGCUCAACGCCAAACUUGGCGGCGAAAACUGGCGAAUUGAUGUUCCUCUCCCACCUUCACCAACUCCGCUAAUGAUCAUGGGAAUGAGCAUCUCACACGCGGAGCCCGAGUCGACUGACCCAUCUCUCGUGGGUUUUGUUGCGUCCACGACUCAAGGUGGUACUGGUUUUGUCAACUACGUUCACCACCAAGACCCCCGUCUCGCCAUCAUCCACAAGGAUACGCUCAAGGCCGCCCUCAAGCACCUCAUCGGCCAGUUCAUCACGAAGAACAACGGUGUCAAGCCGGAGCGGAUCAUCAUCUACCGAGGAGGAGCCAGCGAAGGAGCGAUCCAGGCCAUUCUCAAGAACGAGCUCAUGGAAGGCAUCCGCAAGGCCCUCGCCGAAAUCGACAUGUCUUACCAGCCUGGCAUCACCUUCAUAUGCUCGGUCCGAGGCUCAAAGCAGAAAUACUUCUGCGUUAAUGACGAGGACAAGGAUGGAAUGGGUGAGAACAUCCCCGCUGGAACAGUUGUCGCCGGCUACGGAAACGGCGUUCCAGAUAGCUACAGUUUCCACCUUGCUUCACAGGCGGCCUGCGGAACCGUAAAUCCGACCUUCUAUCAGGUCCUGCACGACGACAACAACGUCGAGCUCCAAAACAUGUCCGAAAUGACAUACGCGCUGUCUCUCGCUACCAUGCGGGCUAACCGAGCUACUUCGGAAUGCGCCCCUGUCAGACUCGCUUCCAUCGUCGCUGAACGAGCUCGUGUUCACUGGAAGGGAACCAAGCAGCUCGAAAAUGAGCUCUCAAAGGUCCGAGGGUACUUCAACUCCCACGACAAGCGAACCACCGUUCGCACGAAGUUCCAAGACUCCCUGUUCUUCAUCUAA
This is a messenger RNA of Oikopleura dioica, 3075 nucleotides long. Lineage: Eukaryota; Metazoa; Chordata; Appendicularia; Copelata; Oikopleuridae. The record is from the annotation of a GenBank genome assembly.